Molecule: messenger RNA, 1484 nt
Organism: Sorex fumeus (smoky shrew)
Lineage: Eukaryota; Metazoa; Chordata; Mammalia; Eulipotyphla; Soricidae
Gene: POLD2
Product: DNA polymerase delta 2, accessory subunit
Exons: 10
Coding region: 24-1430 (468 amino acids)
Biological process (GO): DNA replication; DNA strand elongation involved in DNA replication
Cellular component (GO): delta DNA polymerase complex
Molecular function (GO): DNA binding
Source: RefSeq, a predicted model, not a curated record
GCAGUCUGAGCACCAGCCAGGCCAUGUUCUCCGAGCAGGCUGCCCAGAGGGCCCACACGCUGCUGUCACCACCAUCAGCCACCAAUGCCACCUUUGCCCGGGUGCCCGUGUCAACAUACACCAACUCCUCACAGCCCUUCCGGCUUGGGGAGCGCACCUUUAGCCGGCAGUAUGCGCACAUCUAUGCCACCCGCCUGGUCCAGAUGAGGCCCUUCCUGGAGAGCCGGGCGCAGCAACACUGGGGCCCCGGCGUGCUGGUGCGGAAGCUGUGUGAGCUGCAGCCCGGGGAGCGCUGCUGUGUGGUGGGGACACUCUUCAAGGCCAUGCAGCUGCAGCCGUCCAUCCUGAGGGAGAUCAGCGAGGAGCACAACCUGCUCCCGCAACCGCCGCGGAGCAAGUACAUCCACCCCGAUGACGAGCUGGUCCUGGAGGAUGAGCUGCAGCGCAUCCGGCUGGACGGCGCCAUUGACGUGUCCAAGUUGGUCACAGGGACGGUCCUGGCUGUGCUCGGCUCUGUGCGGGAUGACGGGAAGUUCCUGGUAGAGGAGCACUGCUUGGCGGAGCUGGCCCCCCAGCAGCCCGCGGCCCCGCCCGACUCCGACCGGUUCGUGCUGCUGGUAUCCGGCCUGGGCUUGGGCGGCGGCGGCGGCGAGAGCCUGCUGGGCACACAGCUGCUGGUGGACGUGGUGACGGGGCAACUGGGGAGCGAGGGCGAGCAGAGCAGCGCGGCCUGCGUCUCCCGGGUCAUCCUGGCCGGGAACCUGCUGAGCCACAGCACCCAGAGCAGAGACUCCAUUAACAAGGCCAAGUACCUCACCAAGAAGACACAGGCAGCCAGCGUGGAGGCCGUCAAGAUGCUGGACGAGAUUCUCCUGCAGCUGAGUGUCUCGGUGCCCGUGGACGUGAUGCCCGGCGAAUUUGACCCGACCAACUACACACUCCCCCAGCAGCCGCUGCACCCCUGCAUGUUCCCCCUGGCCACCGCCUACUCCACCCUGCAGCUGGUCACCAACCCCUACCAGGCCACUAUCGACGGGGUCAGGUUCUUGGGGACCUCUGGACAGAACGUGAGUGACAUUUUCCGCUACAGCAGCAUGGAGAACCACCUGGAGAUCCUGGAAUGGACCCUGAGGGUCCGUCACAUCAGCCCCACGGCCCCCGACACCCUGGGCUGUUACCCCUUCUACAAAACUGACCCCUUCGUCUUCCCGGAGUGCCCACACGUCUACUUUUGUGGCAACAGCCCCAGCUUUGGCUCCAAGAUCAUCCGAGGCCCUGAGGACCAGAAGGUGUUGCUAGUGGCCGUCCCAGACUUCAGUGCCACGCAGACGGCUUGCCUGGUGAACCUGCGCACCCUGGCCUGCCAGGCCAUCAGCUUCUCUGGCUUUGGGGCAGAGGAGGACCUGGGAGCCCUGGGGCUGGGCCCCUGAGUCCGGAGCUGCACCCAGUCCCUUCCCCGCACCCUUGGGAGCCUUUCCUUUGUA